AUGCCCACCCCCGCCGUUCCCAACACCAUGGCCGCUGUCCUCCUGACAGGACACGGCGGCCCCGACAAACUCGAGUAUCGCACCGACGUGCCCGUUCCCUCUCCUCGUCCUGGCGAAGUGCUCAUCGCCGUAUCCGCCGCCGGCAUCAACAACACGGACAUCAACACCCGGCUUGGCUGGUACAGCUCCUCGGUAACCGGCUCGACGGCCGCAUCAGCCUCCCCAUCGACCACGGGGGGCCGGGACGGCGACGGCUCUUGGUCCGGCAAGGCGCUGACCUUCCCACGCAUCCAGGGCGCGGAUGUGUGUGGCCGCAUCGUCGCGGUCGGGGCCGGUGUCUCGCCUUCAAGAGUGGGGCAACGCGUGCUAGUGCGCACGAUGAUGCGGCACUACGUCCGCGACCAGCCCUGGGGAUGCUGGACGUUUGGCAGCGAGUGUGAUGGCGGAUUCGCGCAGUUCUGUGUCGCGCCGGAUGAUGAGACGUUUGCCGUCGAGUGUGACUGGAGUGACUCCGAGCUGGCUGCGAUUCCCUGCGCUUACUCGACGGCUGAAAACAUGCUCCACCGCGCUCAUGUCAGGAAUGGAGAGCGAGUGCUCGUUACUGGAGCUAGUGGAGGGGUCGGACUCGCAGCCGUCCAGUUAGCGAAGAGGAGAGGGUGCGAGGUGCUCGCGCUGUGUUCGCCGGCAAAGGCUGAGGCGGUGAAGCGGGCCGGAGCCAGCCGCGUGCUCGAUCGCAAUGAACCACUCCAGGGGGUCGAGGUUGAUGUCGUUGUGGACAUUGUUGGAGGUGAUGGCGUGCAGUCUCUCCUGAGCUGUCUCACGCGUGGGGGGCGAUACGUCGUCGCUGGCGCCAUCGCCGGUCCCAUGGCGCAGAUCGACCUGCGCACAGUAUAUCUGCGGGAUCUGUCUCUAUUCGGUGCGACAUUCCAGGACGAUGUCGUAUUUGAGAACCUCGUGGGAUACAUUGAACGCAACGAGAUUCGACCACUCGUGUCGAGGACGUUUCCGCUGCAGGCAAUCCGUCAGGCGCAGGAGAUAUUCCAAAGCAAAUCUCUGCCGGGGAAGCUGGUACUGAUACCUCCGGCCUUGUAG
This is a messenger RNA of Trichosporon asahii var. asahii CBS 2479, 1092 nucleotides long. Its product is annotated as oxidoreductase/aldolase. Gene Ontology annotation, molecular function: oxidoreductase activity; zinc ion binding. Bases 1 to 1092 code for a protein of 363 amino acids. NCBI's taxonomy places the organism in Eukaryota, Fungi, Basidiomycota, Tremellomycetes, Trichosporonales, Trichosporonaceae. The transcript has a single exon. The record is from RefSeq and is a predicted model, not a curated record.